Molecule: messenger RNA, 2231 nt
Organism: Doryrhamphus excisus (bluestripe pipefish)
Lineage: Eukaryota; Metazoa; Chordata; Actinopteri; Syngnathiformes; Syngnathidae
Source: RefSeq, a predicted model, not a curated record
UAGUAUGGUUACAAGCCGAUGGACCAGAUACCUGGAUUGACAGGCAAACAAUUCUCGGCUGCGCCGGAAGAAGCCACUUGCAUCGAUAAGAAUCAUCCAUAAAUCUGUAGAUUAAUCGAUUGUGGAGACAUGCACAGGUCCUUGCGAGAGAAGCAAAAAGAACGCAAUAGCCUGCACUGCUGGUGAAAGGAUUGUCGACUAUUGUAGCAUAGCUGAAGACGAGAAUGGACGUAAAUACUAGCAGUCACCGUGAGAGAUUUUCAACACAUCUGCAAAAAAAGCUGAAGUUUGGAACAUCCUUGGAUUCUACAAGGCCGCAAAACCAGACAAACAGAGGCAGAAAGUUCCUGCACCAGGGGGACAAAGAUGGCGGAGGCACAGGUGUGUGUUCAGUCUUGAUAGGGCAAGCUAAAGGGCACGUGAAAGGAAGGUGGGCUUUGACUUUGGAGGCGCCUCCCGGGGAUGAUGACCUUCUUUCACAUUCUGUUGUCCCAGAAAAGCUGCUUGAAUGUAUAGCAUGAUGAUGGAGACCGACCUCCACUCCCCCGGCCCCCAAACCAACACGGCCGGGGGGCAAACGGGGCCCAACGCAGUCUCCAAGGCGAACCAGGAACGGGUGAAGAGGCCCAUGAACGCCUUCAUGGUGUGGUCCCGCGGUCAGCGGAGGAAGAUGGCGCAGGAGAACCCCAAAAUGCACAAUUCGGAGAUCAGCAAACGGCUGGGGGCCGAAUGGAAGGUGAUGUCCGAGGCUGAGAAGCGGCCCUUCAUCGACGAGGCCAAGAGGCUGCGGGCCAUGCACAUGAAGGAGCACCCGGAUUACAAGUACAGACCCAGGCGGAAGACCAAGACGCUCCUCAAGAAGGACAAGUACUCUCUCGCCGGUGGACUGCUCACCGGAGCCGGCGGAGCCGGCGGCUUAGGCAUGGCGUCCUCCGCGGUGGGCCAGAGACUGGAGAGCCCGGGGGCGCCUCACGGCGGCUCCGCCGGCUCUGGCUACGCUCACAUGAACGGCUGGGCGAACGGCGCCUACCCGGGACAGGUAGCUGCAGCCGCGGCCGCCGCUGCCAUGAUGCAAGAGGCGCACCUCGCCUUCGGGCAGCACCCGGGCGGAGGCGCGCACCACGCACUCAACCACCACCACCCGCAUCACCACCCGCAUCACCACCACGCACACCCGCACCACCACCAUCACCACAACCCUCAGCCCGUCCACCGCUACGACAUGAGCGCGCUCCAGUACAGCCCCAUCUCGAACUCGCAAAGCUACAUGAGCGCGUCCCCGUCCGGUUACGGCGCCCUCGGCUACACGCAGCACCAAGCCUCCGCUGUCUCCUCUUCGUCCUCCUCUUCGUCCUCCUCUUCCUCCGCCGCCGCUGCCGCCGCCUCCUCCAUGGGGACGCUGGGCUCGCUGGUGAAGUCCGAACCGAGCGUCAGCCCACCGGUGACCGCGGCCCACCAGCGAGGCCCCUGUCCAGGGGACUUGAGGGAGAUGAUAAGCAUGUACUUGCCCACCGGGGAGCCGGGGGACCCCGCCAUGCAGAGCCGGCUCCACGCCUUGCCGGCGCACUACCAGAGCGCCACGGCCGGAGUGAACGGGACGGUCCCGCUGACUCACAUCUAAGGACCCCCCCACUCCACCCCCUGAUUUAUUAUUCAAUCAUUGGAAACUGCAAACGAACACAUAACCAAAUAUUUACCUCUUUUUUAGCCCUGCUCCUGUCAACUACCUGCAUUUUGUACAGAAUGUUUAUCACAUUGUAAAUGAAAGCUACAACAUUCUUAGUUUCUUUUUUGGGGGGGGGGGGAUAAGGAGGGGGCUCAGAUUUUAUUAUUUUAUUUUUUAGUUAUUGUGCUAUAAUCCUUUUAAGUCUAAGCUAUGCCUGGUGCACCUUAGACACCCCCACCCCCUUUUAUUUCUUGUAAGUUAUUGAAAAAAUGUCUACAAUAUUAACAGAAAGUGCUUUUUUAAAAAAAAGAAAGAAAGAAAUGGGAGAGAAUAAUCGCUUUUAAAACUUUAAAACAUUUUGUGUUUCCACUCCCUCCGUUUUAUUGUAACAAUCCCUUCCUGUAAAAUUGUGAAUACUUUUAAUAUUUGAAAGAAAGGAUGACUUGGCAACGUGCUGUUUUAAUUGUAAUUUAUGUGCUUUUCUCUACAAAAAAGAGAAAAAGCAUUGAUACUUACUGCAAUGGCACACACACUCAAAGAAUGGAAUAAAUUUCACAAGAUGUUG